GAGGGGGUCUCGGUGGGGCCUCCCCAGCGCACCCACUGCUCCCGGGGCAGCCAUGCCAGCCGCUCCUGAGUGUGGACCCUGCGAGCCCCGAUAGGGGUGCCCUGGGGGAGAGCCAGAGGCAGAGAUGAACCCAGCCCAGAAACCCGUUCCCAGAUAGCAGCGCCUCUUGGAUUUUCACCAAGGAAUAGUGCAUCGCCUAAAAUUACAUACCCUGUCGAUGUGGAUCCUACACGAUGGUUCAGUAGAAGACGUGCGGCGGCAGGAGCUGGGCCACUGAGGAUGAGCAGUGAGGAGGAGUUCUUUGAUGCCGUCACGGGUGAGCUGAAAGAGAAAACCAGAUACCGGCCAUCAUGUGGGGGCUUCGAUUCCGAUCAUUCUUCUGGGGACUUCUCCGAGGCCAAUCAGAGAGUGUCUGGGAUGAUUGACUUGGAUACCAGCAGAAGUAGUAGGAUUGGAAAAGUUGGGGAGAGGCCCCCUCAAGAGAAUGGAAUUCAGAAGCACAGGACCGCAUUACCUGCCCCAAUGUUUACCAGAAGCGAUUUCAGCGUGUGGAGUAUAUUAAAAAAAUGCAUUGGCUUGGAGCUGUCCAAGAUCACGAUGCCCAUCGCCUUCAACGAGCCCCUGAGCUUCCUGCAGCGCAUCACAGAGUACAUGGAGCACGUGCACCUCAUCCACAAGGCCGCCCGCCAGGCCCAGCCGCUGCAGCGGAUGCAGUCCGUGGCUGCUUUUGCGGUUUCGGCCGUGGCUUCGCAGUGGGAGAGGACUGGGAAACCGUUUAACCCACUCCUGGGCGAGACCUACGAAUUAACCAGGGAAGAUCUAGGCUUCAGGUUCAUAUCCGAGCAGGUGAGCCACCACCCGCCCGUCAGCGCGUUUUACUCGGAAGGCCUCAGCCGAGACUUCGUCUUCCACGGCUCCAUCUACCCGAAGCUGCGGUUCUGGGGGAAGAGCGUGGAGGCAGAGCCCCGGGGCACCAUCACCCUGGAGCUUCUAAAGCAUAAAGAAGCCUACACCUGGACCAACCCUACCUGCUGUGUGCAUAAUGUCAUCAUCGGGAAGCUGUGGAUAGAGCAGUAUGGGACCGUGGAGAUCCUAAACCACAGAACUGGAGAUAAAUGUGUACUUCACUUCAAAUCGUGUGGCUUGUUUGGAAAAGAACUUCACAAAGUGGAAGGGCACAUCCAGGACAAAAACAAAAAGAAGCUCUUCCUGAUCUACGGCAAAUGGACAGAGGGCCUGUGGGGCAUCGACCCGGGCUUGUGCGGGCCCCUCCAGACGCAGGAGAAGAGAGGGGACCCCGGGGACCCCGUGCGGAAGGGCAGGCCGGACGAGGCCCGGGAGACGGGCGGCAGCGACGUGGCCGACGACGUGCCUGACGUUCAGGAGACAGUGCAGGUCAUUCCAGGCAGCAAGCUCCUCUGGAGGAUCAACGCACGGCCCCCCAACUCUGCCCAGAUGUACAACUUCACCAGUUUUGCUGUGAGUCUCAACGAGCUGGAGAAGGGCAUGGAGAAGACCCUGCCCCCCACUGACUGCCGCCUGCGCCCCGACAUCAGGAGCAUGGAGAACGGCAACAUGGAUUUGGCGAGCCAGGAGAAGGAGCGACUGGAAGAGAAGCAGAGAGAAGCCCGCAGGGAACGUGCCAAAGAGGAGACCGAGUGGCAGAUGAGGUGGUUCUGCCAAGGCACCAACCCCUACACCGGGGCUCCCGACUGGCUCUACACAGGCGGCUACUUUGAGCGCGAUUUCUCUGGCUGCCCGGACAUCUACUGAGGGCUUGGAGGGUCCCUGGGGCCGGACGCUCGGCCCCACGCGGCCACGGCAGAAACCAGCUCUUCCCACAGCCGUGGCCAUGGAGGCGGCCGUGCCCUGAUGGAGGAUUUACUUCUAAUUAACUUUUGAUUGCCAAAAAUUUUACUACUGUUGCAGUCUCCUCAUAAAGCUUCACUUGAGAUCAUCACGUUUUCGUUCAGGUUUAAAAAGGAAAAGUCUUUACAGUUCCCUUUUAUGGGACAGAAAUCCGCUGUGGCUCGUGUAGCCGACAGCACCCCCGGCUUCGUUUGUGAAAGUUGCACCUACGGGAGGUGACAGGAAGGGCUCGUGCUCCUCCUCACAGCGCGGUGGCAAAGGGUUCCUGAGUAUUUUAAGCUUGAACCAAUAAUGGCAAAAGUUGAAUCUUGGAAAUAAUCUUGCAAAGAGCUUACGAAAGGCCACGAGUUGCUUUUAGAAUUAACGGUGAUACGGAAGUGAAGAUCAUCAGAGCACCAGAUGGAAUGGAAGGAGAGGUUGUCAGGUCUGUGUUUUGUACCGAUCCUCAAUAAUGUAAAGAUUACUUUUUGCAUAUUUAACUUCAAACUACUUGAAUGGUGUUCUGUGGAAGGGCAGGUUGCGCAUCAGUCAGCAGGUGUCUGCUGUUGGGAAGGAGGCCUUCCUGCUCCAGCCGGGCCGGGGGCAGAGGGCCGAGCCCUGGAAGGACCCCCGUCCCGUCCGGCCGCGGCGGCAGCUGCUGCUCCAGAGGCCCCGGGCGCUGGGACGCGGCUCCUGGCUCCGCAGGGAGCGUGCACUGAAACGCUCCUGUAUCCCUGCACGCUUGUGUUCUUGUUUUUCCCGGAACGCAUGUUUAAAAUGUAAGUGAAUCACAGCUGGUUGUGCACCGUGGGAGAAACAAAAGCAGAAUCUACUCACAGUGGCAAAUUAAAGAUAUUGAACAACAAACAGGUGUCUGUCUGCCUCAACGGCGUCCUUACCAGGCAGUGGCUUUUCUUUGGGUGGAGUCGACGCCGUGGGUCACGUACAGCUCUUCGGGUUGAGGACGGUCUGUUGUGCACGUACGUGUGUGCACACAGUCGCGUGAGGUGUGGGCACUGAGUCGGGGAUCUCUGAAUGAGGGCUUUAUCAUCGUGUGUCUAGGCUUAAAAGUUACCUUUGUAAUUAAACACUUUUUAAAGCGA
Molecule: messenger RNA, 2951 nt
Organism: Choloepus didactylus (southern two-toed sloth)
Lineage: Eukaryota; Metazoa; Chordata; Mammalia; Pilosa; Megalonychidae
Gene: OSBPL2
Product: oxysterol binding protein like 2
Exons: 14
Coding region: 280-1773 (497 amino acids)
Cellular component (GO): cytosol; intracellular membrane-bounded organelle; membrane
Molecular function (GO): cholesterol binding
Source: RefSeq, a predicted model, not a curated record